GUUAAAAAUCCCGUCAAUAAAGAGUCGAAACGACUUUCCGAUUGUAAUAAUAAUAAUAAUCAAAAAAUGUCAUCAAAAUUAAACAAAACUAUUGACAAAAAUGACAACAAAGAUAUGAAACUAAAAAGUGAAGGAUUUCCGCGAUUAACUAGACGUCCGAUCAGUUCUCCGAAAGACAGUCCCAGAAGUGCCUCUAAAUUGGGAGCGGAAGGAACUCCAUGUCGUUUCUGUAACCGAUAUUUUGCAUUAACCGAACGCUUAGAGAAACACGAAUCGGUUUGUAAAGCAGUGGCCAAUGAAUCCCGCGAUAGGUUUGAUUCAACAAAACAAAGAUUUAAAGGAAAACCAACAGAAUAUUUGAAGUUUUAUGAAAAUGGUUUAACGAAUAAACGAGAAGAACAGCCAAAGUUGUGGAAUUGGAGACAAAAGCAUGAAUAUUGUAUGGCAGCCAUACGAGAGGCUAAAGGACAGACAGAUACCGGUCCGACCACUCGCCAGAUAACAGCGUCCACUCAACAACAGUGCCAUUACUGUAAGCGCCGAUUCAACGACGAUGCCAUCACUAGACAUCUUCCCAUUUGCGCCAAACUGUAUCACAAAAAAUGCCUUAACUAUUGA
Molecule: messenger RNA, 618 nt
Organism: Medioppia subpectinata
Lineage: Eukaryota; Metazoa; Arthropoda; Arachnida; Sarcoptiformes; Oppiidae
Source: the annotation of a GenBank genome assembly